AUGCCCAAGUGCGAUUACUGCGACGUCUACCUGACGCACGACUCCAUGAGCGUGCGAAAGGCGCACAACAGCGGUCGAAACCACCUCCGCAACGUCGUCGACUACUACCAACAAAUCGGCCAUGAAAAGGCACAGUCCGUCAUCGACUCCAUCACCUCGUCCUACGCCGCCGAAGGCCAAGCGCACAACAACCCUAUGCUGCCGCAGAACCAGCCGGGCCAGGCCUUCCCGCCGCCCUUCCCCUUCCCUGGAGGUGUACCGCCGCCCUUCCCCGGCAUGCCCGCCGGCGCGCCCCCAUUCCCUCAGGGAAUGAUUCCUCGUAAGUCCCGCCUCUCCCACUACGAUUGCCAUCGUCGACAACACGCGUCUGACAUGCUUGCGACAACAGCUCCCGGUCCAGGUGGUCGCGGAAUGCCGCCCAUGCCCCCCUUCCCCGGCGGUCCCAAUGGAGCGAUGCCCCCCGGCGGCUUGCCGUUCCCUCCCCCGGGAGGACUUCCUUUCCCGCCUCCCGGCGCACCGGGCUCUCUGCCCCCGCCCAACUUCCAGUUCCCCGGCAUGCCGCCACCAGGUGCCGGCGGCUUCCCUGGAGCACCUCCAGGCGCGUUCCCUCCUGGUAGCGCACCCCCGGGCCAGGAAAAGAGAUGA
Colletotrichum chrysophilum is the source of this 645-nucleotide messenger RNA. RefSeq lists its product as uncharacterized. The transcript has 3 exons. Gene Ontology annotation, cellular component: U1 snRNP; nucleus. NCBI's taxonomy places the organism in Eukaryota, Fungi, Ascomycota, Sordariomycetes, Glomerellales, Glomerellaceae. The coding region runs from base 1 to 645 and encodes 214 amino acids. The record is from RefSeq and is a predicted model, not a curated record. Gene Ontology annotation, biological process: mRNA 5'-splice site recognition; spliceosomal snRNP assembly; mRNA splicing, via spliceosome. Gene Ontology annotation, molecular function: zinc ion binding; pre-mRNA 5'-splice site binding.